This is a messenger RNA of Triplophysa dalaica, 4767 nucleotides long. It is a transcript of the gene xpot, whose product is annotated as exportin, tRNA (nuclear export receptor for tRNAs). NCBI's taxonomy places the organism in Eukaryota, Metazoa, Chordata, Actinopteri, Cypriniformes, Nemacheilidae. Gene Ontology annotation, biological process: tRNA re-export from nucleus. Gene Ontology annotation, cellular component: cytoplasm; nuclear pore; nuclear matrix. The record is from RefSeq and is a predicted model, not a curated record. Gene Ontology annotation, molecular function: small GTPase binding; tRNA binding.
AUUACGGAAGUUCUUCCGGUGGUCGUGUACCCUACUUCCGCUCGGCCCCGACACGCCACUGUUGAAUCUUUUACAUGCGCACUCGAGUCAUUUGAACAGGGCGGAUGAUUAUGAUGGAGCGGUAAAGUUCACGAUGUGUGUUACCUGUGCGGAGGUUUGGAAUAAACACAUAACAGACAGCAGCUAACCCACGUAUGGCCUGCGAGUCGGCUUUCCCUGCCAUCAUGGACGAGCAGGCCCUUAUGGGACUGAACCCCAAUGCUGACGCCUGCUACAGGCAGAGAGCGCUGGUGUAUUUCGAGCAGUUGAAAGAGUCUCUGGACGGUUGGGAGGUUUGUGCUGGAGCUCUGGUUAAAGGUCUUUACAGUGAUGAUCACGUGAAGUUCUUCUGCUUUCAAGUGCUGGAACACCAGAUCAAGUUCAGACAUGGCUCUCUGACUGGUGCUCAACAGCAGCUGAUCAGAGAGACUCUCAUGAAGUGGCUACAGUCUCAGCUGAUGAACAUUCAGCCUGAGAAGCCCUUCAUCAGGAAUAAAGCUGCUCAGGUUCUGGCCCUCACGUUUGUUACGGAGUAUCUGACUCACUGGCCCAAGUUCUUCUUUGACAUUCUGGCACUGGUGGGGCUGAACCCGAACGGUGUGGACAUCUACCUGCGGACGCUCAUGGCCAUAGAUGGUGAAGUGGUGGAUCGAGACAUUUUGCACGGACCUGAGGCAACACGCAGAAACACGCUGAUCAAAGACAACAUGCGUGAGCAGUGCAUCCCCGCACUGGUGGAGUCCUGGUUUCAGAUCCUUCAGACGUACCAGCAAACACACAGCGAGCUGACUUGCGCAUGUCUGGAGGUGGUGGGAGCCUACGUGUCCUGGAUCGACCUCAACCUCAUCGCCAAUGACAGGUUUGUGAACGUGUUGCUCAGUCACAUGUCUAUGGAGGAGCUGCGUGAGGAGGCCUGUGACUGUCUCUUUGAGAUCGUCAAUAAGGGAAUGGAUCCUGUAGACAAAACCAAACUGGUGGAGUCUCUGUCUCAAGUGCUGGAGUCUGCCGGCUUCUUUAACGUCCAGCAGGAGGAGGAUGUGGACUUUCUUGCGAAGUUCUCUCGAUUGGUCAACGGCAUGGGUCAGUCUCUGGUGCUGAGCUGGACGAAACUCGGUAAGACGGGCGAUGGGAAGGUUGCCACGGAUACGCUACGUUCUCUGGAGGCGAAGGUCCCGCUGAUGCUACAGCUGCUAAUUCAUGAAGAUGACGAUAUUUCAGCGAACAUCGUGGGCUUCUGUUACGACUACCUGCAUGUGCUCAAACAGCUUCCGGCUCUCAGUGAUCAGCAGAAGAGCAACAUUGAGGCGAUCAUGCUCGCUGUGAUGAACAAACUGAAGUAUGAUGACGAGUAUAACUUUGAGAACGAGGGUGAAGAUGAGGCCAUGUUUGUUGAGUACAGGAAACAGUUAAAGAUGCUGCUCGACCGACUAGCCCAAGUGUCUCCAGAACUUCUGCUGGAGUCUGUGCACAGAGUCUUCAACAACACAAUGCAGAACUGGCGUGCGGUGGCGUUCAUGGAGGUGGAGGUGGCCAUCAGACUGCUGUACAUGUUGGGAGAAGCUCUUCCAGCGUCACACGGAGCUCAUUUCUCUGGAGAUGUAGCUAAAGCCAGUACACUGCAGGCCAUGAUGAGAACGCUAAUCUCCUGUAGUGUCAGUGAGUAUCAGCAUUCAUCUGUCAGUCUGGAGUUCUUCGAGACUGUCGUCCGCUAUGAUAAAUUCUUCCUAGUGGAACCGCAGCACAUUCCCAACGUCCUGAUGGCCUUUUUAGAUCAUCGUGGUCUGAGGCACAGCAGUCCAAAGGUCCGCAGUCGAGUGGCUUACCUGUUCUCACGCUUCAUAAAAACUCUGCAUAAACACAUGAACGCGUUUAUCGAGGACAUUCUGAGCAGAAUACAGGACCUGCUGGAGCUCGCACCUCCGGAGAACGGUUUUCCAGCUCUGCUCAGCAGUGAUGAUCAGCUCUUCAUGUUUGAGACGGCUGGUGUCUUGAUCGUGAGCGGAGAGAGUCCGGCCGAGCGUAAGCAGGCUCUGAUGCGCAGUCUCCUGUCGCCUCUGAUGGAGGCUUUUCGUAUGCUGCUCGCAAAACUGGCUCAGGAGACCGAUGAAGAGAGACAGACGGUGCUGGCCGACUGCUUGAGUCAUGCUGUGGGCUUUGCCAGUCGCACCAGUAAAGCGUUCAGCAAUAAGCAGACGGUGAAGCAGUGUGGCUGCUCCGAGGUUUAUAUGGACUGUCUGCAGACCUUCCUGCCUUCUCUCAGCUGUCCCGUCCAGCGGGGGGCGCUGCGCAGCGCCGUGCGCUCAUUUUUGCACCGCAUGAUCAUCUGUCUGGAGGAAGAGGUGCUGCCUUUCAUCCCUGCCGCAUCUCAACACAUGCUGAAAGACUGCGAGCCCAAAGAUCUGCAGGAGUUUAUUCCUCUUAUAAGUCAGAUCACGGCCAAAUUCAAGAACCAGGUGUCUCCCUUCCUGCAGGAGGUCUUCAUGCCUCUGGUGAUGGCUAUAUUUGAGGUGUUGUCUCGUCCAGCGGAGGAGAACGAUCAGACGGCUGCGUUGGAGAAGCAGAUGCUGAGACGAAGUUACUUCAGCUUUAUUCAGACCAUCGCCAGCAGCGGGAUGAACGAGGUCAUGGCCAGACAAGGUGCUGAAAAUAUCGAGCGUGUGCUGUUCACCAUCAUUCAGGGAGCUGUGGACUUCCCAGACCCCGUCGCUCAGAAAACCUGUUUCAUCAUUCUCUCCAGACUGGUGGAGCUCUGGGGUGGAAAAGACGGUUUGGUGGGAUUCCCAGAUUUCAUCUAUAAGCACAUAGUCCCAGCAUGCUUCAUGGCCCCUCUCAAACCGACCUUUGACCUUUCAGACGCUCAGACUGUUCUGGCACUGUCUGAGUGCACACUGACUCUGCACAUGAUUCAUCUCAAGAGAGGUCCAGAGUGUGUUCAGUUUCUUCAGGAGUAUCUGCCCUCUCUACACGUCUCACCUGAGAUCACACAGGAACUGUGUCAAGUACUUCAGCAGCCGGACGUCAAGGUUCUGAAAAAUUACAUGAAGGCUUUCUUCCAACAGGCCAAACUUUAAAACUGGAAUCGUCUGGUGGAGCGUUUCAGGAGCUCAGCCGUUACUUCCAGAACACCACAACAGAGCUUAGCAUAGGAGCUACUUUUGCACUUAAAGAGAAGCUUAACCACACCCAUCCUGUCUGCGGGAAACGGACCCACAACAGGAGUCACGUGGGGAUUGUCAGUCACGGUGACCAUGCCCCUACACCGACCUUGGCCCAAUCAGAGUCGUGCUCUCCAUGUGGGAUAAAUCGCCUGGACUGAAGAGGUGGAACUACGCGCCAAGACGGAGAGUCAAUGGCAGGUGGGGUUUGUGAGGGUGGAGCUUCAGUCUUGGACAGGAUUUCAAAGGAAAGUCAGAAGUUAAAUGGUUUCCUAUUGAAUUGGCAGAAAAAUACAGUUUUGGGAAUGUUUUGAUCUAAAUCUUACGGAAGUUAGAGGUUAGCAGGAUGGAUUUGAUGAAAGGUUUAUUUUAUUUUGUUGUUUUGAAUCGGGGGAUGUUUUUUUUUAUUUCAGUAUAAGGGCCGGUUUAAGACUGUGUAUUUAAAUGUUACAUAAAAAUAAAAAAAAAUCGUAUAUAGUGGAGAGUAGCUUUUAGUUUGAAGUGAUGAGGUUAACAUGGAAGUGCUCUUGAUCAGAGUUUAACGGCAUCUGUUUUGGGUCUUUUUUAAUAUAGUUUUUGUUCUUAAAUUCUUUGUAGCCGGCUAAAUUAUCAGACAGCAACCACCCUCUCCCAUCUUUUCGAAACAGCACAAUUUUCAGUUGGUCCUUCACGUUUUGAUAAUGAUUUGCAAUCCGUUAUUUGAAAUAUGCAAUGUUAAAAACUGUGAAAAUUCUUCAGCGAGGUUUGAUCUCUUGAUCCGCAGUGUGUGAUGUUUUCAGUGUGUGUACAGUACGUUUUGAGCAGGUCUAUCAUUAAAUCUCAUUGUAAGAUGUUAAGACUGACAGAAUUAGAAAUUAUUGACAAUCUGGAUUGUAUUUCGAGUCUUCUCGCACACUGCAUGUCCAUCAUUGCACAGUUCCACGUGUUGAGAACGUUUAGGCCUGAACAUUUGUGUUACCUGUAAGAUGGUGGUUCAUCUCUCACAUCAUUGAUCUGUCACUCACAUUGGCUUUAAAGUCAUAAUUCACUCAAAAAGGAAAUUCUGCUAUAACUAACUCACCCUCUGGUCAUUUGAAACCUGUAUGACUCUUUCUUCCGCAGUACAAAAAUAUAUAUAUACACUUUUUUUGUAGAAUGUAGAUAGGCAAUACAAGUGAAAGUGCACUGUUGCAGUUCAGUUACCAACAUACUUCAGUAUAUCUUUUUUGUGUUCUACGCAAGUAAGAGAGCGAUACAGGUUUGAACUGACAAAAGAGCGAGUAAAUGAUGACAGAACUUUAAUUUUUGUGGAAAAUACCACUUAAAAAAAAUGAAAAUCCCCAAAACGAAACAUAGGAAGCACUUUGCCAUGAACUGAAAUGUAAUUUCUAUAAUGAAAUCGUUUUCUGCUUGUAAUGAUACAUUAAUGCACCAGUCCUGCUCCUUAAAACCCACUGCAUUCAUGCCAAAUAAGAGAAAGACAGAUGGAAACUUUGUGUAAACCUGAUUUAUUUUUUGAUAUGCUGGGACAUGCCCCCACUUUCCCCUUUGUAGAUUUGUUUUGUCAUGACCAAUAAAGUGUUUACUAAUCUCA